Molecule: messenger RNA, 837 nt
Organism: Microthlaspi erraticum
Lineage: Eukaryota; Viridiplantae; Streptophyta; Magnoliopsida; Brassicales; Brassicaceae
Source: the annotation of a GenBank genome assembly
AUGGAGGCACUGAGAGCUUCUUACGGUGACUCUUCAUCUGACUCCGACACCGAUGAUCUUUCCCCGGCGAGUUCCAUCGGAGAAAAAUCAACCUCUAGAAAGCACGAGAGUGAGUCGAUUCCGCUUCCUCCUCCGCCGCUUUUGCUUCUCGAUUCCAUUGGAUCCACAGAUUUCUUCUCAACGGAGCGAGUAAGGAACUUUCCUCACGUCGACGGAAAUUACGCCUUGCACGUUUACAUCCCUGUUUAUAUACCUGUGUUGGCGAAGAAGGAGAUGGUAUGUUUCUUAAAGAGAGUUGAAUCAGUUGUUCCUCAUCUUCAUUUGGUGGAAGCUGAUGUUCCACUCAACAUUCUAUGCAAAGAUGACCAGAAGCUUGAGCAUGCCUUGGGGAGAGAGUUCCACAUAAGCUUGGGAAGAAGCGUCCCUCUUCGUGUUCAUCAAAUUAACUCAGUUGUUUCUAUGCUUCGACAAAAACUCCAGUUUCAGAGGAGAUAUGUGAUCGAUUUCAAUAAGUGGGAAGUCUUUGUGAAUGACGACUGUACACGCUCUUUCCUUUCUUUGGAAAUCACCACUUCAGGACUAUCUGAGAUAAGUACGCAAAUUGAUGCUGUUAAUGAAGUUUACAGGCUUCACAAUCUGCCAGAGUUCUACAAGGAUCCGCGGCCGCAUAUAUCCUUGGUCUGGGCGUUGGGAGAUAUUAGAACUUCCCUAAAGCUAGCUGUUGACGGGGAACUGAGGAAGCUUAGAGCUGGCGGUUGCGCCAAGAAUCGUAUCUUCACCUCUAAGUUUUGUGGGAUCGAUUGUAAGGUAUGCAUUUGUAAUGACAUUGAAGCAUGA